AUCAACAGUACGUUCUCGGAUUAAAAUAUAUGGCGCGAUGGAUCCAAGUGAUGCAUUUGUCUUUGGUUUCAACGGUUUUAAGCAAAUUAUACAGAGGACUGACAUGCGGAUCCUGAUGAUGCCUAUGAAAUUGGAUAUUUCGCUCUUAAAACGUGAAAUGAGGACCGACGCUUGCUCGCAUGAAGGAGAGCGGUCCAGUGAGUGCCAUGCUCGGGGAACUCCCCGGCCGCCUUGCGUGUAAAAACUGAUGACAAUUGUGGAGCACGAUCGCGAUCACGAGUAACUCAAAAUUACUCAAGAAAUCUUUCAGACCAGCACAUCGAUCAAUUCAGCUUAAUUUUGAAGUGGAACGCUACUAUUUUUUCUUCUUUAGGUUUCUUAAUGGGCUGCAUGAAUGGAGAGAUGGGAAAGCUCAUCGACCUUUCAGAUGACCUUGGCAACAUUGUCUCAUCUUCACCCAGAAAACUAUGUCUACAUGAAGACAAACUCUUCUUCAUAAGUGACUCUGGGGAAUGCUUUGUGAGGGAAUUUACCAACAGUACUACCCCAGAGGUCAAUAAGGUGCUGUUGGAAUCUACUUGUGGGUCUACUGCAGUUCUCCAAACUGGAGGAAGCCAAGUGACAAUAUUAGAGCAAGGGAACAAGAUCAAUGACAAGAUAUGCGACUCUCAGAAAGAGGAGCUUAAAAAUUGUACGAAUGAUGGAUGUCUGCGAGAUGCGGAUGAUGCCCUCCUCAGUUGCAAAGCCAAAGAACUGUCAACUGUGGGGUUUAUAAAUCUUUCUGCUGGAGAUUCACAUGUCCUAGCAACAUUUGGUCGAGAAAAACAACCAGGAAAGAUAAAAAGGCAUGAAGAUGGAGCAUACAUGUACAUCUUCAGUCCAUUCAGUCAGCCCAUUGGAGUACAGGAGAUAGCUUGUGGGAAGGAACAUGCUCUACUGCUGACUGCUCAGGGGCUGGUUUAUUCCUAUGGUAUGGGAAGCCGAGGACAGCUUGGUCAUGGGGACAUAGAAAGGGAAGAUGUACCUAAAUUACUUGAAGCCAUUGCAUGUGUUCCCAUGGAGACUGUUAGUGCAGGAGGAUGGCAUUCUGCUUGCAUAAGUGCCAUUGGAGAUAUGUACAUCUGGGGAUGGAACGAGUCUGGACAGCUCGGCUUGCCUCCUGACCUGGAGAGCAGCAGGACAGAAGAGGGCAGCAGUCAUGUGAUGGCAGAUCGGAUUUCUUUUCAGAUGGUCCCUGCCGUGCUUGACCUUCCUGGAGGGGUCAAUGUGUCAAAGGUCAGCUGCGGGUCAAGACAUACUGCAGCAGUCUCUUAUGACAAGCGGCUGUAUACUUGGGGGUGGGGCAAGUAUGGGCAACUUGGUCAUGGUGAUGUGCAAUCAAGGGAUUCCCCCAAGCUGGUGGAUUUCUUUCUUCAGAAUAGACUUGAUGUUUUAGAUGUGACUUGUGGCGAUUGGAGUAGUGCUGUCUAUACAUGUCCGUCCCCCGAGCCCAUGCCAAGAUGACAAAUGUAUUGCUGAGGAAUUUCCCAAUCUUUAGGAGUCACAUGGUACUACCCUGAACAUAUACCUAGGGACAUGGCCGCUCUCUCCCUUGAAAUUACUUCCAUUGGUUAGGGCCACUAUGAAUUCAAGAGGAACAGUUAAAUGCCCUUACUCUUUAUGAAUGAGUUUGGAUCACUAUAUCUGUAUGCUGUGAGGAAAAGUCCAAUGUCUGUACUAAUCUUUAGGAGGAACAUUUGAAUGGUCACAGUUGUGCAUUUGUGUUACAUUACAUAUCUAAGGAUACAUUUUUUAGCAGGUUCAAAUUCAAUUAUGUCUGCUUGGCAAUCAUUUUUGAUACAGAAAAAAGAAGAAUGAUUGUAUACAUUCUUAAAAGUUAAAACACUCUUUCCCAGAUAUUAUUUUGUUUUAUUUGUAUAUUAACCAUCACAAUAUGAAAUACAGUGCUCAUCUCUGAAAUGACAUAUAAAGCUUUCCUGUGAAGAUUUAAGCAUGUCUGGCAUCUUAUAUUUCAAACAGUCAUAACAUUCCUAGGACUUAUUACUAUCUUACGUUUCUGCUCUCAUACAAAUGAACUUAUUACAAGGGUUGGAUUACCCUUUAAUGCAAUUGAUUGACAGUAAACUUUGUAAGGGCUGUCCAAACAUUUUUUUCUUCUUUCUUUUCUCAAUUUAAAUUAAUUAAAGCUAAAGACCAGUUAUGGUCAUGCGAUUGC
Strongylocentrotus purpuratus (purple sea urchin) is the source of this 2215-nucleotide messenger RNA. RefSeq names its product RCC1 domain-containing protein 1 (gene rccd1). The record is from RefSeq and is a predicted model, not a curated record. NCBI's taxonomy places the organism in Eukaryota, Metazoa, Echinodermata, Echinoidea, Camarodonta, Strongylocentrotidae. The transcript has 6 exons. Bases 382 to 1503 code for a protein of 373 amino acids.